GCGGGCGGGUUACACAGACAUGUGACUUGGCCUCGCUGUGGAUGCCGCUCAUUGACAAACCCGGCGCAGAUAGUGACAGGGAAUCGGUGUGCGGAGAGCAGGAAAGAUGAACGCGGAACGGGACCUGUCCCCCCUCACCCCCAACAUCGUGCGUGCCCUUAAUGACAAGAUGUAUGAGAAGCGCAAGGUGGCGGCCCUGGAGAUAGAGAAGCUUGUACGGGAGUUUGUGUCUCAGAACAACACUGCCCAGAUCAAACAUGUGAUCCAGAUUCUGUCCCAGGAAUUUGCUCUUUCUCAGCAUCCCCACAGCAGGAAAGGAGGCCUUAUUGGACUGGCAGCAUGCUCAAUAGCCCUUGGCAAGGACUCUGGCCAGUAUCUAAGGGAGCUUAUAGAACCUGUGCUUACCUGUUUCAAUGACGCUGACAGCCGACUGAGGUAUUAUGCUUGUGAGGCCCUCUACAACAUUGUCAAAGUGGCUCGGGGCUCUGUCCUACCUCAUUUCAACGUUCUCUUUGAUGGACUCAGCAAGCUUGCUGCAGACCCUGACCCAAAUGUUAAGAGUGGCUCAGAGUUGUUGGACCGCCUGUUGAAGGAUAUUGUAACUGAAAGCAACAAGUUUGACCUUGUGGGCUUCGUACCGCUUCUUAGAGAGAGAAUCUAUUCAAACAACCAGUAUGCUCGACAGUUCAUUAUUUCCUGGAUCCUGGUGCUGGAGUCUGUUCCUGACAUCAAUCUGCUGGACUAUUUACCUGAGAUUUUAGAUGGCCUCUUCCAGAUUCUCGGAGAUAACAGCAAAGAAAUUAGAAAGAUGUGUGAAGUGUCACUUGGAGAGUUCUUGAAGGAAAUCAAAAAGUUGCCAGACAGUGUUAAGUUUGCUGAAAUGGCUAACAUUCUGGUGAUCCAUUGCCAGUCAACUGAUGAUCUUAUUCAGCUAACCGCUAUGACAUGGAUGAGAGAGUUUUUACAGUUGGCUGGUCGUGUGAUGCUCCCGUACUCAUCAGGGAUACUUACUGCCGUUCUGCCCUGUCUUUCCUAUGAUGACCGCAAGAAGAACAUCAAAGAAGUGGCAAAUGUGUGUAACCAGAGCCUUAUGAAGCUGAUUACUCCAGAGGAUGAUGAAACAGAUGACGUGAGACAGUCUCCUGCUACUCAGCCAGAUGAGGACCUUUCUUCAAACCAUGAGAAUAGCAGCCAACAAACUAGCAAUAACAGAGUUCUACCGUCUGCCCCUGAUUCCAACCUUGACAAUGCCAACAUCUUUGCUCCAAGCAGCAUGCACACAGGCCCCGUCUCCCUUAAUCUUGAUGGGAUAGUUCAUGUGUUAGAUCGGCACCUUCAUGAAUCCACUACGGGGAUGAUGACUAGAAUCUGCGUGCUGAAGUGGCUAUACCACCUUUACAUCAAGACACCCCGCAAGAUGUUUCGCCACACGGAUAGCCUGUUCCCUAUCUUACUGAAGACACUCUCUGAUGAGUCUGAUGAGGUCAUCCUAAAGGAUUUGGAAGUUCUGGCAGAAAUAGCUUCUUCUCCUGCUGGACAGACAGACAAAAUGACUGACUGUACUGACCUCCCCACUGGAGUGUCGGAACUUCAUGUACCAGUCCCAAACAAAGUGGCUCAGGCACACAAUUCUGUUAUCCGGGGUCUGGAGUGCUCACCAUCAACACCAACUAUGAAUUCUUAUUUCCACCGCUUUAUGAUUAACCUGUUGAAACGUUUUAGCAGUGAGAGAAAGCUACUUGAAACCAGAGGGGCCUUCAUCAUCAGGCAACUCUGUCUCCUCCUGAAUGCAGAGAACAUUUUCCAUUCCAUGGCUGAUAUACUGCUGAGGGAAGAGGAUCUGAAGUUUGCCUCCACCAUGGUACAGAAUUUAAACAGUAUCCUCCUCACGUCCUCAGAACUGUUCCAGCUCCGCAGCCAGCUGAAGGACUUGCAGACACCUGAGAGCUGCAAUCUUUUCUGCUGCCUUUACCGCUCUUGGUGUCACAAUCCCGUGGCCACAGUGUCUCUUUGUUUCCUUACACAAAACUAUCAGCAUGCGUACCACCUCAUCCAAAAGUUCGGAGACCUUGAGGUAACCGUGGAUUUCCUGACUGAAGUUGACAAGCUGGUGCAGCUAAUAGAAUGCCCAAUAUUUACAUAUCUCAGACUGCAGCUACUGGAUGUGGAGAAUCAUCCCUACUUGAUCAGAGCCUUAUACGGCCUACUUAUGCUCCUCCCCCAGAGCAGUGCUUUUCAGCUUCUUUCCCAUAGACUACAGUGUGUCCCCAACCCUCAGCUCAUGAGACCAGGAAACAAACAACCAGAAUCCUCAAGAGCAUCGAAGGAAGCUCCCGCAAGAAUAGAUGAUGCCGAGCUGCUGCAACACUUUGAGAAGGUUCAGAAGAAGCACUUAGAAAUACGGCACCAGCGUGCAGGUGCUGGGGAGUUGUUAGAACGAAGGCUUGUUCAGUGAGAGACGCUGCUGAAGAACCCUCACUGGCUCCUAAUGGCACAAAGGCUUUUUGACUUGGCCACAGAUGCUAAAGGUCCAUGCCUGAAUUCCUGACCUAUAAGCCCUUGAUCUAACAAAACCCAAACGUCAAGUCUGCAGCCACCAGAAAUGACAAAACAACUUCCUCAAGAAUGAUAUGUUGAAGGAUAGAACUGUGGAAUCCUACAGAGUAUAUUCAAGCAUUAUUUGAAACAUUUAAUUUGCAGGACCUUGAUAUGAUAUGAUCCUUCCUUUGAUAUGACCCUUCCCUAACGGUGGAAGUAACUGAGAUAUGCAUUUAGUGUUGGCUACAAGGCUGUGAUUGGCGCUAUCUUGCUUUGUGUUAUAGGAGAUUCUACAUGUCUGGGGUCAGUGAUCUCAUGGGAAAUGCUGCAGAUUUACCUGGAAAGUAAAAUAAGUAUUUGUUGCACCCAUUUUCUGAUCCAGUCAGUACUGAGCAGGAGUCCAAAAAGGUGUUUGUUUAUGUGAGACAAGGGGCCACAGGUUCACAAAUUUAUCUGGAAAUCCGUAGAACCAGAGGAUUGAAUGUUUUCAUCUAUAGAAUAAACAAGCUUUCGGGGAGUGUACACAUUAACAGCUGUUCUGUUCAUUAAUUCUAUAAGAUCUUAUUACAAAACAGUUGUUAUUGUCAGCUUUAGGAAACAGGUGUAAGAAACACAUUGUGCAGAUGUAGGCUAGAGGUCCUGUGUUAUAGGUAACCUCCCAUUUUAAUAUUUACAGGCUAGCUUUCCUUAAACAGUUACACAAUGGUGCGACAAUUACGAGCUGAAUAUGAUGUUACAUGGACCUACAGAAUGUUAUAUGGGGCACCUGGGGAAAAUUCCCUAGCUGCAACCUGUGUAGGCCAAAGAUAGUUUUUAACCUGUAGUGCAGGGAAGUAUGGGAAUUAUAUAGCCGGGCAAGCUUUCGUUAAUCACUUAUUAAAGUCGUCUCACCCUGCCUUGUGAUUGAACCUGCAUAACUUUGUGAUGGAACCAAAAAAAUGGUUCCCAAAUCUUGGUAGAGUACAAAUCUGGAAAGCUCUGUAUUGUUACAACUGCUGAAUGAAACUUCCCACUUAUUAUGGCCUCUAACUUUGUUCAAAAGCAAGAAAACCCCCUGCUGUCAGACAGAGAGACUUCCCGCUAGCGAGCACAGGAAACUAACAGAAUGAAUGGCAAGAUACAAGCUGAGAAAUGUACUUUAUAGCUUAGGGGAUUUGUACUGGGAUCCUGGAAAAACUACAUAUACAUGACAUUUAGUAAAAUGGUCAGAUUGCUUCUUUACCAUCAUGAGUCAUGGCUCUCCUAUCUAGUAAAUAGGCCAGAGCUAGAACUAGGAAUGACUGCACUGGGUGCUAUAUGUUAUGGACCCACUUAACACAGCAACUAUAGGCAGGAAGUCUGAGAAGAAGCUCCAUACUGUACAUAAUGCAUGUCUUGUGAUUGCAGAGGCAGUUCAACAGCUCCUGGACUAGCAGUAGGGAGAGAUGGUGCCUAUAGUAGCAGUGGGGAUAAUAGCGCUGGGAAGGGAUUGUGGCUGUGGGAUAGCAGGUAUAGUAGGGAGAUAUGGUGCCUUUAGUAGCAGUGGGGUGAUAAUAGCCUCUGAGAAGGGACUGUGGCUGUGAGAUAGCAGGUAUAGUAGGGAGAGAUGGUGCCUUUAGUAGCAGUGGGGUGAUAAUAGCCUCUGGGAAGGGACUGUGGCUGUGAGAUAGCAGGUAUAGUAGGGAGAGAUGGUGCCUUUAGUAGCAGUGGGGUGAUAAUAGCCUCUGGGAAGGGACUGUGGCUGUGAGAUAGCAGGUAUAGUAGGGAGAGAUGGUGCCUUUAGUAGCAGUGGGGGGAUAAUAGCCUCUGGGAAGGGACUGUGGCUGUGGGAUAGCAGGUACAGUAGGGAGAGAUGGUGCCUAUAGUAGCAGUGCUGGUAAGUGACUGCAGCUGUGGAAUAGCAUGUGCUUACAAGAAGACAGCAAUGCUUUAUAUCAGUGUUGUUCAAUCUACAAACAUUCAGUUGUUAAAAGUACAACUAACCACACAUAUAAACAGGCCAGGUGUGUGGGAGUUGCACUUUAACAACUGUAGAUGAUUAUGAUAACUAAUGGGGGGCUGCAGUCUUUUGCCCCAGGCCUGCCCAGCACUACACAUUACAGGCAGAAACAUAUUUUAUGUUAAUGUUGCAUUUAGAGAGCCUAGUGACCAAAUGAAGGAUACAGAAUUUUAUAAAGUAUUGCAAGAUUAAAUGGAUUCCUUCUUA
This is a messenger RNA of Xenopus tropicalis (tropical clawed frog), 4723 nucleotides long. It is a transcript of the gene vac14, whose product is annotated as Vac14 homolog. The record is from RefSeq and is marked validated. Lineage: Eukaryota; Metazoa; Chordata; Amphibia; Anura; Pipidae. Gene Ontology annotation, biological process: phosphatidylinositol biosynthetic process. Gene Ontology annotation, cellular component: endomembrane system; endosome membrane; PAS complex.